GUGACGAGAGACGGCGGGUGGGCGGCUGACAUUGCUGAGCCUGCGAGCUGGGAAAUGUCGGCAGUGCUGCUGUUGCAUCACCUGAGGAAGAAGCGGUGGCAGGAGGAGGCAGAGGGGGAGGAGAAGGAGCCGCCCCACAGGCAGAAGAUGAAAAUAGACACAGCACCUCCCGUGCCCGGCGACUGUGCGGGUCCAGCAAGCAAGCGGAGUAGAGCACGGGAUACUUCCACUGAAGCUGCGAGAAGAACAGUCGUGCACCAACUGUUUGACGCCAGCACCUCGGUUAUGUACACCGUCCACGAGACUGCUGAUGAAGAGAGCGGGAAGAGCACCAAUGGGACAUCCAGUUUGAGCAGCAGGAGCGAGAGCUGCACCCUGACGACCAAUGCCCCCUCCAUGAAUAACUGCCCUCCGUGUUCGAGAAGCAGGCAGCCAGCGAGUGUGGCCAGUGUGAUGGACCGUGCCCCAGCCAGACUGAGCCAUCCGCUGUGUGGGGGCAAUAGAAUCUGUGGAGUGAACCAGUUGCAUAACAAGAAAAUUCAAACCACAAUCAAACCCAAAGUUAGAACAGUUGGUAUUCAGGUGGCGUUUGGAGAAAAAAAACUGCUUGCUUCUCAGGAGACUCAAACUGAUUGGACGUUCCAACCGUCAUUCCCAGUGCAGGAUUACUCAUGUUCUCUGCAAACUUAAAUCAUUGAUGCAGUUUAAGCUUUGUAAAUGUCUCAGAUUUGUUAAUGAACAGAUACUUUUCCCAGAGUUCCCAGUUGUUUGUACAUUUUACUCUUUUGUCAGUUGCACAAAAGAACCCGACAGGUGUGUGGCCUUCUGGUUCACCCCUACCUGGAUGAAGAUGCAGCUCGUGCACCCCAGACAUUGGUUGACAUCAUUGUAAUAGUAAUUGUCUAGGUUAGUUGCAGGUGUGAAUUGUGUGAAGAAGUUGGACAGGUCCGAACAUUUUCAGUUAUACUUUAAAAAAAAAUGCGAGUUUUCCUCUGGGAAAUGUUUUUGUUAGCUUUAGGGGAACAAGAGGAAUUUGCACAGUACUAUGUACUGCCAAAGGACUCAUUUACAAUAAAGAGCCGAACACUCUGAACAGGUGGGAUAGCAUUUCUGGAACAAGAAAGGGUUAACAUUUCACGGUCCUAGACUUUAUAUAUCAAAACUGACUGACAAAGCUCCCAAAGUUACCGAAAACAGUUAACACCUGUUUACACCCGAACCAUGCACAGUUUGGGGUGGGCGUGUCCUUUUGAUGUGAUUGCGGAAUAUUUGUAAACGGGAGUACUCAGCAGAAAUGGGGAAAACACCCCAGUGACCAAGUGUUGCUGUUCUCCAGGAGGGCACCCUCUUGAUGUCCAUGUGCUGCUUGUUAUGGGUGGUGUUUUCUGCUGCUGUUGAAGAGAAUGCAAAGAAACAUUUUUCAGACUUUAUUCUAACGUAAGCAGGUUCCAGCUAAAUUUGAUCAAUGUUUUGGAUGAACACCAUGACUAAGCCCUUACUGUCUUCCAGGAUAAAGUAUUCAGAAGAUUCUCCCCCUCUAAAAAACCUAUACUUUUAGAGAUCCAGCACAUAACAGGUCAUUAUGGCCCAAUAAGCCUGUACUGCCCAAUUACACCUAAAUUUCUCCUUGGUUCAGACCCAAAUGGCCUAUCCCUUGUUCUAAGAUCGAUUUAUGGACCUAAACUUCUCAGCCAGAGAAACAUCAUCCCUUCAUCUAGCCUGUCAACCCCUUUAAGCUUUUAAUGUUUCAAUUCUUCCAAGUUCUAAAGAAUUUAGUCUUGGAUUACUCGAUCACUCUUCAACACAGCAAGCUAGCCACUCCUGGAACCAAUCCAGUGAAACUUCGGUACACUUGCUCUUUGGUAAGUCGAUCUCUCUCAGGCAAUGAGAUCAAAUCUGUAUACAAUCUGUCAGAUACAGUCUCAACAGGGAGUUCACUCUCUCUGAAUGGUAUUGUGAAGUCCCCAGCGUGCAGUCAAGGGGUAGCGGGAGCCUUGGUUUAACAUCUUGCUCAAAUGACUGCACCUUCCUGAACAAUGAUGAGACAAAAACUGUCUCAAAGGCAAAGCUGACAUCUUAUUUACAGGCUGUCUAGUGAUUAUAUUACUGCCAGGUAUGGCUGUUAUUACUUAUCUACUUUUUUUCCUAUUGGAUUUGGUUACUUUUAUCUCUAGAUGCAGAAGAGACGAGAGAACUAUUCUCUACUAAACUUUUCUGUGAAAAUCAAUGUGUGAUAUACGUAUAGCUGACUAUAUGUAAGAGUUUGGUUUUGCAUGAUUUUUGAUUAAAUAUUUUUAAUUUGUUUGAUCAAUAUAAA
Hypanus sabinus (Atlantic stingray) is the source of this 2317-nucleotide messenger RNA. RefSeq lists its product as uncharacterized. The transcript has 4 exons. The record is from RefSeq and is a predicted model, not a curated record. Bases 55 to 690 code for a protein of 211 amino acids. Lineage: Eukaryota; Metazoa; Chordata; Chondrichthyes; Myliobatiformes; Dasyatidae.